GGGAGGGACGGAGCCGCGACGGGACGCGCCAUGCGCUCCUGAGCUGGGCCGUGCCCGCCGCCCCGCGCCGCCCGCCCGCCCAGCAUGGCCCCCUGGCUCUGGCCGUGCCUCCUGGCCGCCCAGGCCCUGGCCGCCAACUUCCCCCCCAGGUACAGCCUCUACACCGGGGGGGCCGCCCCGCUCAGCCCGGCGCAGGCCACGGCCCCGCAGGGCCCCGCCGCGGCCCACAGCGGUGCCCGGGCCGCCAGCCGGCACAGGAACUGGUGCGCCUACGUGGUGACGCGCAGCGUGAGCUGCGUGGUGGAGGACGGCGUCGAGAGCUUCGUCAAGCCCGACUACCAGCCCUGCGGCUGGGGGCAGCUGCAGUGCCCCCGCGUCCUGACGUACCGCAGCUUCCUGCGACCCCGCUACAAGGUGGCCCACAAGACGGUGUCGGACCUGGAGUGGCGGUGCUGCCAGGGCUACUCGGGUGAGGACUGCUCCGAGGGGCCGGCGCCGGGGCCACCCCUCACCACCACCCGCCCGCGGCCCCGGCCCGGCCGCCCCACGCUCUCUGGCUUUGGCAACCCGCUCAGCGGCCUGGGGGGGGAAGGCAGCGCCGGGGGGGGCCGGGGCAGCACCGCCCCGCGGAGCCCGGAGCCCGCUGGCGGUGGGGAGGCGGAGAAGGUGCAGCAGCUGGAGGAGAAGGUGCGGCGGCUGAGCAAGCAGCUGGAGGAGCUGCAGGCCUCGGUGCAGGCGGGCCAGGAGAAGCUGCUGCAGGACCUGCGUAAGGUGGCCGAGGGCAGCCCAAACGGCAAGCACCCACCCGCCGACGCCGCGCCCCCCGACGUGCGGGAGACGCUCAGCCACAUCCAGCAGCACCUGGAGCGCCUGGACGACCGCAUCCGCAGCCAGGAGCUGGAGCGGGAGCGGGAUGGCUUCGGGGGGAGCCCGGCCCCGGAGGGGGGCCUGGCGGGGGCCGCGCUGCUGCACGAGCUGGAGCAGCGGGUGCAGGAUUCCUGCAGCGCCUGCCUGGCCGGCACCGAGGGGCUGCGGCGGCAGCAGGCGGAGGACCGGGAGCGCAUGAGGGCGCUGGAGAAGCUGGUGAGCUCGGUGGACCAGCGCAACCGGGAGGCGGUGGAGACUGUGCAGCGGCACGUCAGCAGCCUGAGCACCCGCCUGGCCCCCGCCGCGCCGCCCGACGAGCUGCGCCGGCGCGUGGCCGAGCUGGAGCGGCGGCUGGACGGGCUGGAGGGGUCGCGCGGCACGGUGCUUGGGCCGGGGCCGGGGCCGGUGCUGGCCCGGCGGCUGUCAGAGCUGGAGGGGCGGCUGAAUGCCACGCGGGCUGGCCCCGGGCCCCCUGACACCGAGGGGCUGCGGGGCCACAUGGCCAACCUGAGCCGGGCACUGGAGGGGCUGGCGGAGAGCGGGGCGCAGCGCGGCGCCCGCCUGGCUGAGCUGGAGGGGGCGGAGGAGCCGUUGGAGGGGUUCAGCGUCUUCGGAGGCACGACGCCCUGGGAGCUGCAGACGCUGCAGGGCGAGCUGUCGGAGGCGCUGCUCUUCUUCGGCUUGCUCAACACCACGGUGCAGGAGCUGCAGGACGCCGUGGACCAGCACGACGCCAGCCUGCGCGAGCUGGGCGCUGUGAAGGACCGCCUGGCCGCGGAGCUCGACCGAGUGCAGGCGGAGGUCGCCGAGCGCGCAGCCGAGAGCGAGGAGCGGCUGGAGGGGCUGGUGCGGGACCUGGUGCGCGCGGGCCCCGGGGGCUGCCCGGCCGGCCUGGAGCCCAGAGUGGCCAAGCUGGAGGGCGUCUGCGAGCAGCUGGAGGUUGUGUCGGGAGGGCUGCGUGGCGUCCGCGAGGGGCUGGGCCGGCACGUGGCGGGGCUGUGGAACGCCCUGCGGGAGCUGAACGGCACAGCCCGCACCCACAGCGCCCUGCUGGAGAAGGCGAUGCAGCUCCCGAACCGCCUGGGCGCCCUCAACGCCAGCUUCCAGCAGCACCGCGCCGAGAUGCUCAACCUCACGAGCAGGGACCUGACCGGCCCCCCUGGGCCCCCCGGACCUGCGGGCCCCAUGGGGAAGAUGGGCCCCCCUGGCCCCUCUGGGCCUCCUGGCAAGGACGGAGAACAAGGCCCUGUGGGCCCCCCAGGUCUGCAAGGAGAGAGAGGCGCCGUGGGGGAGCCGGGCUCCGUGCCCCACAUCGCCUUCUCGGCCGCCCUGAGCACGCAGCGUGCGGAGCCGGGCACUGUCCCCUUCGACCAGGUCCUGCUCAACGACGGCGGCGCCUACGACCCCGAGACGGGCACCUUCACGGCGCCGGUGAGCGGCCGGUACCUGGUGAGCGUGGUGCUGACGGGGCACAAGGGCGAGAAGCUGGAGGCGGUGCUGUCGCGCUCCAACCAGGGCAUCGCGCGCCUGGACUCGGCCGGGUACCAGCCCGAGGGGCUGGAGAACCAGCCCGUGGCCGAGCACCAGCCCAGCCCCGGCUCGCUGGGCGUCUUCAGCCUCAUCCUGCCGCUGGAGGCGGGCGAGACGCUCUGCGUCGACCUGGUGGCGGGGCGCCUGGCCCACGCGCCCGACGAGCCCCUCACCGUCUUCAGCGGUGCCCUGCUCUACGACGCCGAGGGCCCCUAGUCGCCCUCCCUCACAC
Molecule: messenger RNA, 2629 nt
Organism: Cygnus atratus (black swan)
Lineage: Eukaryota; Metazoa; Chordata; Aves; Anseriformes; Anatidae
Gene: EMILIN1
Product: elastin microfibril interfacer 1
Exons: 8
Coding region: 85-2613 (842 amino acids)
Molecular function (GO): extracellular matrix constituent conferring elasticity; protein binding
Source: RefSeq, a predicted model, not a curated record